AUGCCAUGUUAUCCCAUCAUCCAUUUCCUUCUUGAGACUUUUUGCUUUGCCUUCGGACACGUGCCAUGGGAGCCUAGGAACUACGCGGCAGUGAACCUGUACCUCGGGCUGAAGCAUGCCGCCCUGUGGCAUGAUGCCGAGGCUCAAGCCAGCGGAGAACUCCCAAAAUACGCCGAGCAAACAAAGAUCGCCAUGGCUUUGCUCCAGCAUGCCGUCCGCGCUGCUCGCGCCCCCCAGAGCAUCCUCCGACAGGCGCUUCCUACGGGCAGCCGAUGGCUGGCGGUGCUCCGCCCGGAGGCAAAGCCUUUGCCCGGCCAAGUCGCGCAGAACCCGGUGUCGCAGGCUGCAGGACUCGGCGAGCCAAUGACCAAGCGCCACGCCGGAGUUUCCGUGCUGGGAUGUGCGAUUGCCAUGGUGGCAGUGGGUGGCUGCGCACAGGGUAUUGGACAACUCUUCGCUGCGCUGGUCGUGGGAAUGGCUCGUAACCCAUCCAUGAAGGAGGACCUCUUCACCUACACGUUGAUCGGGAUGG
Molecule: messenger RNA, 532 nt
Organism: Symbiodinium sp. CCMP2456
Lineage: Eukaryota; Dinophyceae; Suessiales; Symbiodiniaceae
Source: the annotation of a GenBank genome assembly